Molecule: messenger RNA, 369 nt
Organism: Lactuca saligna
Lineage: Eukaryota; Viridiplantae; Streptophyta; Magnoliopsida; Asterales; Asteraceae
Source: the annotation of a GenBank genome assembly
AUGCGUGGUUUAGAAGAUAGAGAUGAUGAAUACAAGACAAUGUUAAAUGAGAAGCUUCAAGUUACAGAUGGCAGUGGUUUGAUACAGAGUGGUGUUCCUAACUUUUGUGUUGUUCUUCUAGCACUAAAUGAUCUAGGGUAUAAAGCAAGGGGAAUUCGGUUGGAUUUUGGUGAUCUUGCUUAUCUUUCAUGUGAGAAAAGAAAGUUCUUUGAAACAAUUGGAAUGGAAUUUGGAGUUCCGAGGUUUGGAAAGACUGGAAUCACUGCUGGUAAUGACCUCAAUGAAGAAACUUUGGAUGCUUUAAACAAACAGGCAGCUUUUUAUAGAUUUUUAAUUCUUAAGAGUAUUGAAUCAUUUAGUAUUUUGUAA